CACCCCUCGCUUGGGGGCUGCAGGGGCACGUUGGCGAGCAGGGGCUCGCGGCUCCAGCCGGGCGGGAGCUGAGGCUCGGGGACCGGUGUGCGGCUCGCAGCCGGACACUUGCCGCGGGCCGAAUGCGGCCUGCGGGUCCCUCCAGCCCAAGCCCUUGGGCUGCAGCCCCUGAAGCCCCGGCACUGGUCCAGCCCUGGGCUGAGGGGUCGGAGGAUGCAGUUUGGAGGGACGGGGGUGCGGCCGGGCCGUGUCAUUGCGAGGGCGUGUCGGCGGUUGCGCGCCCCGAGAAUGUGGCUGAGGGAGGCUCCUCCUGGAGCUGCCGCCGGGGCGGGCCGGGGCCGGGGAGCGGCUCCGGGGGCUGAUCCUGCUCUGCAGAAGCAGGAGCGGCCGGCGCAGAGACUUGAGGCGGCAGAGCCGAACUCGGAGCCGCCAGGUUUUUGAAAUUCCUAAGUAUUUGGCCUUUUCCGAAUAAGAAAUAUGGAGAGGAUGAACAUGGAUAUGUCUGGUGAGGAGGAAGAGAAGGAAAACAAUGAAGGAAACUCUAGAGUUUGUACUACCUGUGACAAGAUCCAUGAGUCCAUUUCCAAAUGGAUGCUUCCUGAAAAUGCCAGAGGAACCUACCUGGAAAGAGCAAACUGUAUCCCUCCUCCCCUCUUCAUCAUUUCCAUUAGUAUAGCUGAGCUGGCUGUAUUCAUUUAUUAUGCUGUUUGGAAGCCCCAGAAACAGUGGAUCACGCUGGAUACAGGUGUCUGGAACAGUCCCUUUAUUUAUAGGCCUGACAAGAGGGAUGAAGCUUGGAGAUUCAUUUCUUAUAUGCUAGUGCAUGCUGGCAUUCAACACAUUUUAGGAAAUCUCUUUCUGCAACUUAUUUUGGGGAUCCCCUUAGAAAUGGUUCAUAAAGGGCAUCGGGUUAGUCUGGUGUAUCUCGCAGGAGUGAUUGGAGGUUCCUUGGCUAGCUCAGUCUGUGAUCCCCUCCAGGCUCUCGUAGGGGCUUCAGGAGGAGUCUAUGCUCUCAUUGGAGGAUACUUUAUGAAUGUUUUAGUGAACUUCAGAGAAAUGAUUCCUUUGUUUGGAGUCUUCAGAUUGCUCCUCAUCGGGAUUAUAGUUGGAACAGAUAUGGGAUUUGCUCUGUACAGAAGAUUUAUAGCUCCUGUGAAUGGGCCUCAAGUGUCCUUUGUGGCUCACAUUGCUGGUGGCCUAGCUGGGAUGUCAAUAGGUUACGUCAUUUUCAGCUGUUUUGAUAAGAACUUUAUAAAAGAUCCAAGAUUUUGGAUCUCCAUUGUUGCUUAUUUAGUCUUUCUGGUGUUUGCUGUAUUUUUCAACAUCUUUCUUUCACCAGCAAACUAA
Messenger RNA from Chelonia mydas (Green sea turtle), 1347 nucleotides. It is a transcript of the gene RHBDL2, whose product is annotated as rhomboid like 2. The transcript is spliced from 8 exons. NCBI's taxonomy places the organism in Eukaryota, Metazoa, Chordata, Testudines, Cheloniidae. The record is from RefSeq and is a predicted model, not a curated record. Bases 478 to 1347 code for a protein of 289 amino acids. Gene Ontology annotation, molecular function: serine-type endopeptidase activity. Gene Ontology annotation, cellular component: membrane.